UUGUUGACUAUCUACUAUGUGCGAGGCACUGUGGUGAGUGGUGGGGAGACAGCAGUGAAUACAACAAAUGAAAACCUCUGUCCCCUCAUGGAUGUGAGUCUUCUUGGUAAGACAUAGGAUGUCAGCAGUCUCUCUUCAAAAGGGGGUUCUUUGAAAUUUGCCCCUUUGUACAAGGGUGUGGAUGCACUGGCUACCUAGAGGACACCACUCAGCAGCUCCAGUGGAGAGGACCAGGAGAUGAUGGGCACAGAUGCAGUCCUGCAGAACUUAGAGAAUUGCAGGCUGCUAUUCUCCAAGUUCAUGGUGUCCCUUGCCUCAGUUCCUAGGAUGUGGAGCUACACUCUGUGGUUUGGCCAGGCACAGGGACCAGGGCAGAUGGAAACCUUGUGGCCGGGAUGCAUCAGAGCGAGUUGAGUGUCCACCUGCCAGCUGGGACAUUAUGGAAAAGACAUCUCAGUAAUAAGAGAGGCAAAGCUGGACAAUUGCAGUGAAACUACCACAGCGUAGGGGUGGAGAAGCACAGAGAUCCUCAUAUUCUUAUGCUACAUAAUGGAUAUAUGAGGUACUUGCCAUUUUAAAAGUUGUCAGGGGCACCUGUGGCUCACCUGCCAUGACACAGCUCCAGGAUGCUGCCCAUCUGUUGCUGUGAGUGGGUGCUUGGUUUGCAUUUUCCUCUCCUUGAGGUUGUGAGGUGGGCUGGUGGCACAAGACGAGGAUCAGAACUGUCAGCAGCCUUUUUUUCCUCUGCUGUGUUUCCAGGAAAUGCUGCUGGAGCCUCCUGGCCAUGUCUAGCGCAGGGAGCACAUGGAAAGCCCUGGUACCGAGUUAUCUUACCAAGUACUGAAAGGGGCUGGAGCUCUUUGAGGCCCCAGUCACCUCCAUAUUGGAUUGUUUGCUGUCUCCUCUUCAUGCACAUCCAGGAGCUCACACAUGGUGGUGGUCUGAUGGAGACACCUAUCACUUCCCAAGAGGACUCACGCCCACGAGAGGACGGGGGGUCCCAUAAAUUAAAAGUACGGGAAAAGGAAAACAAGCGUGGAGAUGGAGUGGAGCCUGAAAUGAGGCUUGACGUGCGCAGUGUAAACCUGGAUGACCUAGAUGCUGGUAUAGUUACCCAAGUAGGGCCAUGAAUGUGGAGGGAAGCCUGGGUCUUAGCUCUGCCUGCACCUUAGCACUGCCUGAAGCACUCAGGGAAAUGCCAGGACUGGAUGCAGAGCAAACAAACUAGCAUCUCUGGGGGCGUGCUGGGCACGGGUGUUUUCAAAGCCCCCCAGGCGGUUCUAACGCAUAGCCAAGGUUGACAACAUAAAUGCUCUUUCCUGUAGGCAAUGGGAGAGAGGAAACCCUGCAGGGCACAGCCAGCGGUGUCUUCAAGAUGAAAGCAAAGUGCUCAGGAGAAAAAGCGUUCUUGGCACAAAGAGAAGCAGGAACUUUCUUUUAGAGAUCCCUGAAAAAGAGGUAGAUGUACCCUCUGAAGAUGGUGACUCCCUCCUGAAAAGCUGGACCCCUUGGUAAAAGACAAGGCCUUCUGCAAGCAUAAAGACUUAAAACACACUUCAUGCAGUCAAAGAAAGAGCUCAUAGACCUGGCUGCUGGGCUUCAAAGGCUUCUAUCUUAUUUAAUCAUCUGAAAAUAGUUUAAAGGAGAAUAUGAAAGUGUUACUCAGACUUAUUUGUUUCAUAGUUCUACUUAUUUCUUUUCUGGAGGCUGAUAAAUGCAAGGAACGUGAAGAAAAAAUAAUUUUAGUGUCAUCUGCAAAUGAAAUUGAUGUUCGUCCCUGUCCUCUUAACCCAAAUGAACACAAAGGCACUAUAACUUGGUAUAAAAAUGACAGCGAGACACCUAUAUCUACAGAACAAGCCUCCAGGAUUCAUCAGCACAAAGAGAAACUUUGGUUUGUUCCUGCUAAGGUAGAAGAUUCAGGACAUUACUAUUGUGUGGUAAGAAAUUCAUCUUACUGCCUCAGAAUUAAAAUAACUGCAAAAUUUGUGGAGAAUGAGCCUAACUUGUGUUAUAAUGCACAAGCCAUAUUUAAGCAGAGACUACCCGUUGCAGGAGAUGGAGGACUUGUGUGCCCUUAUAUGGAGUUUUUUAAAGACGAAAAUAAUGAGUUACCUAAAUUACAGUGGUAUAAGGAUUGCAAACCUCUGCUUCUUGACAAUAUACACUUUAGUGGAGUCAAAGAUAGGCUCAUCGUGAUGAAUGUGGCUGAAAAGCAUAGAGGGAACUAUACUUGUCAUGCAUCCUACACAUACUUGGGCAAGCAAUAUCCUAUUACUCGGGUAAUAGAAUUUAUUACUCUAGAGGAAAACAAACCCACAAGGCCUGUGAUUGUGAGCCCAGCGAAUGAGACAAUAGAAGUAGACUUGGGAUCCCAGAUACAAUUGAUCUGUAAUGUCACUGGCCAGUUGAGUGACACUGCCUACUGGAAGUGGAACGGGUCCUUCAUUGACGAAGAUGACCCAGUGCUAGGGGAGGACUAUUACAGUGUGGAAAAUCCUGCAAACAAAAGAAGGAGUACCCUCAUCACAGUGCUUAAUAUAUCAGAAACUGAAAGUAGAUUUUAUGAACAUCCAUUUACCUGUUUAGCCAGGAAUACACAUGGUAUGGAUGCAGCAUAUAUCCAGUUAAUAUAUCCAGUCACUAAAUUCCAGAAGCACAUGAUUGGUAUAUGUGUCACGUUGACAGUCAUACUUAUGUGUUCUAUUUUCAUCUAUAAAAUCUUCAAGAUUGACAUUGUGCUUUGGUACAGGGAUUCCUGCUAUGAUUUUCUCCCAAUAAAAGCUUCAGAUGGAAAGACCUAUGACGCAUAUAUACUGUAUCCAAAGACCAUUGGGGAAGGGUCUACCUCUGACUGUGAUAUUUUUGUGUUUAAAGUCUUGCCUGAGGUCUUGGAAAAACAGUGUGGAUAUAAGCUGUUCAUUUUUGGAAGGGAUGACUACGCUGGGGAAGACAUUGUUGAGGUCAUUAAUGAAAACGUAAAGAAAAGCAGAAGACUGAUUAUCAUUUUAGUCAGAGAAAUAUCAGGCUUCAGCUGGCUGGGUGGUUCAUCUGAAGAGCAAAUAGCCAUGUAUAAUGCUCUUGUUCAGGAUGGAAUUAAAGUGGUCCUGCUUGAGCUGGAGAAAAUCCAAGACUAUGAGAAAAUGCCAGAAUCGAUUAAAUUCAUUAAGCAGAAACAUGGGGCUAUCCGCUGGUCAGGGGACUUUACACAGGGGCCACAGUCUGCAAAGACAAGGUUCUGGAAGAAUGUCAGGUACCACAUGCCAGUCCAGCGACGGUCACCUUCAUCUAAACACCAGUUACUGUCACCGGCCACUAAGGAAAAACUGCAAAGAGAGGCUCAUGUGCCUCUCGGGUAGCAUGGAGAAAUUUCCAAGAGUUCUUUGGGUGCCUCCUAUCUUAUGGCGUUGCAGGCCAGGCUGUGCCUCAUGCUGACUUGUAGAGUUCAUGGAAUGUAACUGUAUCAUCCUUUAUCCCUGAGGUCACCUGGAAUCAGAUUGUUAAGGGAAUAAGCCAUGAUGUCAAUAGCAAGCCAGGGCACUUCGGAGUAGAGGGCUUGGGAAGAUCUUUUAGAAAGACAAUAGGCUGGGUGUGGUGGCUCACGCCUAUAAUCCCAGCACUUUGGGAGGCUGAAGUGGGUGGAUCACCAAAGGUCAGGAGUUCGAGACUAGCCUGGCCAACAUGGCAAAACCUCAUCUCUACUAAAAAUACAAAAAUUAGCUGGGCAUGGUGGUGCACGCCUGUAUAAUCCCAGCCACAUGGGAGGCUAAGGCAGGGGCAUUGCUUGAACCCGGGAGACGGAGGUUGCAGUGAGCUGAGUUCGGGCCACUGCUCUCUAGCCUGGCAACAGAGUGAGACUCCAUCUCAAAAAAAAAAAAAAAAAAAAAGGCAAUAAAUGCCCUCUCUGAAUGUUUGAACUGCCAAGAAAAGGCAUGGAGACAGCAAACUAGAGGAAAGGGCAUGCAGGAAAUGGCCACCGUCUAUAGAUGGCUUUGUUAAGUCAUCCACAGCCCAAGGGCGGGGCUGUGCCUUGUCUGGGGACCCCGUGGAGUCACUGGCCCUGGAGCGGCUCUCCUGAGAGGUGCUGCAGGCGAAGUGAGACUGGCACCUCACUGAGGAAGGGAGAUGUAUUCUUGGAGAACUUUCCAUCUGCUUGCAUUUUCCAUACACAUCUCCAGGCAGAAGUUAGUUUCCAAAGACCGAAUUUUAUUUUACAUAUGUUGAAAGCUCACUUCAGUGAACAAAGGGAUUCUUCGGUAUUCCAAGGUUUUGAAGUCAUCUUAGCUUUCCGUAGGAGAGACAGAACUUAAAAAAGCAACAGUAGCAGGGAAUUGAUCCACUUCUUAGUGCUUUCCUCCCUGGCACGACCAUCCUGUCCUUUGUUAUUAUUCUGCAUUUUACAUCUUCGGAGGGACAGCUCCCUAAUGGCUUCGUCCCUCCGCAAUGUCCCUUGCAUAGCCCACACAUGAACCGUCCUUCCUGUGAUGCUGCUCUUCUGUCAUCCCGCUCCUGCUCAAACACCUCCCGCGGGCUCCACCUGUUGGAGCUGAAGCCCAUGCUCUCCCACCAGCACGUCACUCCCAGCCCGCCUCCCUGCCCGGUCCUCCAGCCUCCCCUUGCUGUCCUGCUGUCUGAAUUCCCAGGUUGGCCUGGUGGCCAUGGCACCUGCCCCCAGCACUCCUCUGUCUCUGCUCUUGCCUGUCCCCCUUCCUCCUCCUUUGCCUAAAAGGCUUUCUCUUAUUUUCUCCAGCUGAUCAGAAUUUUACCGAAAUUCAGAACAUACUCCAAUUCCACAGUCUCCAGGAGACUUUCCCUAAGAGGCGACUCCCUCUCCAGCCCUCUCUCUCUGGUCAGGCCCACGGCAGAGACAGCAGUGAGCACGUCAGGGAGGCUGGUCUCCCUCCAGCUGGAAUCGCUGCUCUCUGAGGAAGAGGCUGUGGGUGGCUGUCUCUGUCCCUUACUGCCUUUCAGGAGCAAUUUGCACAUGUAACAUAAAUUUAUAUAGUGCUUUAUGUUUAAAAACAUUCCCCAAUUAUCUUAUUUAAUUUCUGCAAUUAUUUUAAUUUUAUAUAUAGAGAAAGUGACCUAUUUUUUUAAAAAAUCACACUCUAAGUUCUAUUGAACCCAGGACUUGAGCCUCCAUUUCUGGCUUCUAGUCUGGGUUUCUGAGUAUUUGAUUUCAGGUCAAUAAUGGUCCCCCCUCACUCCACACUGGCGCAUUUGUGAGAAGAAAUGACAUUUUGCUAGAAAGCGACCGGGUCUGGGAAUGCUUUUAUUCAAGAUACCAAAUUCCAAACUUCUGAAUGUUGGAAUUUUCAAAAAUUAUGUUUAGAUUUUAUGAAAAACUCUUCUACUUUCAUAUAUUCUUUCCCCAGAGGCAAACAUUUCUUAAAAUGUUUCAUUUUCAUUAAAAAUGAAAGCAUGUUUUUUUUUUUUUUUGUAUAGAAAAAAUAUUUUUAAAAAUGGGAUGACAGGCCUCAGAAUAACUGGAGAAACCCUGCAAAACCACAAAGCCAAAUUUAUAUGCCACCAAUUGCAGGACACAAGCACAGGUUUAAGAGUUGUAUGAACAUGGGCAGGACUUCUGGUUUUUAUAUUUCUCGUAUUUAAUAUGGGUGAACACAAAUUUUUCUUUGGAAUAAUAAUAUUCCUCCUAAACAAAAACAUAUUGAGUUGAAGUCUCUGACUCUUGCCUUUCCACUUGCUUUCUCCUGGGUCCACUUUGCCUGUUUUAAGGAACAGUGCUGUUCUGGAGCUGCUGUUCCAACAGACAGGGCCUAGCUUUCAUUGGGCACACAGACUGCAGCCAGAAGCCCAUGGAUCAGGGAUGUCACGUCCCGAAAAGCCUAUUAGAAGUUUUACAAAUUUAAUUUUGUGGAUUAUUUUAGUCUGUCAUCUAGAAAAUGUGUGAGCACGCAUAGUGCCAAGCAAGCAAGCCAAUUCGGAAACUUAGGUUAGUGACAAAAUUGGCCAGGGAGUGGGGGUGACGAGGACCAAGAAUUACAAGUAGCAUGGCAGCUGGAAUGUAAGGAAGGACAAGAAUCAGUGGAUAAGCCUGGGUGGAGGAGGAUCCGAACAGAAAAGUGCAGAGCCAUUCCCCAUCGUCCAAGGGUUGGAUUCUGGAGGAAGAAGACACAUUCCUAGCUCCCCGUGAACUUCCUUUGACUUAUUGUCCCCCACUAAAACAAAACAAAAAACGUUUCAUACCUUCCACUUUAAUUAGAUUUUCUUGCAGUUUUUAAUGGCAUUUUUAAAAAGAUGCCCUAAGUGGUGAAGAAGAGUUUGCAAAUGCAACAAAAUAUUUAAUUACCGGUUGUUAAAACUGGUUUAGCACAAUUUAUAUUUUCCCUCUCUUGCCUUUCUUAUUUGCAAUAAAAGAAAAGGUAUUGAGCCAUUUUUUAACUGACAUUUUUGAUAAAUUAUGUUUGUACUAGCUUAUGAUGGAGUUUAAAAAAAUCUGUUUAUAUAAUUUUGCAGCAGAAGCCAAAUUUUUGUAUGUUAAAACACCAAAUUUGUGUACAGCAUGCAUCACGGAUCAAUAGACUGUACUUAUUUUCCAAUAAAAGUUUCGAACUUUGUACUG
Rhinopithecus roxellana (golden snub-nosed monkey) is the source of this 6583-nucleotide messenger RNA. It is a transcript of the gene IL1R1, whose product is annotated as interleukin 1 receptor type 1. Lineage: Eukaryota; Metazoa; Chordata; Mammalia; Primates; Cercopithecidae. Gene Ontology annotation, biological process: signal transduction; regulation of inflammatory response. The coding region runs from base 1650 to 3359 and encodes 569 amino acids. Gene Ontology annotation, molecular function: interleukin-1, type I, activating receptor activity. The record is from RefSeq and is a predicted model, not a curated record. The transcript is spliced from 13 exons.